Molecule: messenger RNA, 1587 nt
Organism: Parathielavia appendiculata
Lineage: Eukaryota; Fungi; Ascomycota; Sordariomycetes; Sordariales; Chaetomiaceae
Product: MFS general substrate transporter
Exons: 3
Coding region: 1-1587 (528 amino acids)
Biological process (GO): transmembrane transport
Cellular component (GO): plasma membrane
Molecular function (GO): transmembrane transporter activity
Source: RefSeq, a predicted model, not a curated record
AUGGCCGUUCCUCAGUCGUCGCUUUCCUCCUUCUCCUUCUUCACAGCCAAAGGAUCUGCUACCGUAUCCGGCCCAGAUAUCGAGUCACAAAACCGCCGCAACACUCCCUCGCACUGGUUCCUGGUCACCCAUCCCUCCGGCGUCACUGAUGCGGUCCUGAACCAUGCCUACCCCGGUCAAGGCACUGCCGAGUCCCCCUUUGUCGUCGACUUCCUUCCCGAAGACGGGAGCAACCCGCUACAAUAUCCAAUGUCCAAGAAAUGGAUCAUCACGUUGCUCCAGGCCCUUGCCACGCUGGCCGUGGCAUUCGUGAGCACGGCAUACUCGGGAGGUGUCUUCGAGAUCAUUCGGUACUUCCACGUGUCGACGACGGUGGCCAUCCUGGGUAUCUCACUGUACGUAUUUGGGUUUGCCGUCGGGCCGUUGCUGUGGGCGCCUCUUAGUGAAUUUUACGGGAGACAGAUCGUCUUCUUCUUCACCUACGCUGGCCUGGCAGCCUUCAGUGCUGGUGCUGCUAGUGCGCAAAACAUCCAUACACUGCUUAUUCUGCGCUUCUUCGCCGGCGCGUUUGGCGCGUCGCCCUUGACGAACUCGGGCGGUGUUAUUGCUGACAUGUUCGAUGCCAAAGAGACGUACGCGCCUGUCCUCCUCCGCCGCCGGGCUGCUCAGCUCUCCAAGAUAGCGGGCAAGGUGUACGUCUCCAAGAUGGACCUCUCGGUCACGACGCCCAAGGCCGAGCAAAUCAAGACGACGCUGCUCCGACCGUGGGUUCUCCUCUUCACUGAGCCCAUCGUCUUCCUUACCGCCAUCUACAUCGCCAUCAUCUACGGCACCCUUUACCUCCUCUUCGCCGCCUUCCCCAUCGUCUUCCAGCAGCAGCGCGGCUGGAGCGCCGGAAUCGGAGGCCUUGCCUUUAUUGGCGUCGCCGUGGGCAUGCUCUUCGCCGUCGCCAUCGCCAUGGUCGACAACCGGCGCUACGUCCGCGUCGCAGCGGCCCACGGCGGCAGGGCGCCGCCCGAGGCCCGGCUCCCACCCGCCAUUCUAGGCUCUGUCCUCCUGCCCGUGGGGCUGUUCUGGUUCGCGUGGACCAACGGUUCCGACGUGCACUGGGUCGUGCCCAUCGUCGCGUCGGCCUUCUUCGCGGCGGGGCUGGUCAACGUGUUCCUGUCGCUGCUGACCUACCUGGUCGAUAGCUACACGGUGUUUGCGGCAUCGGCGUUGGCGGCCAACUCGGUGCUGCGGUCGCUGUUCGGCGCCGCCUUCCCGCUCUUCACGACCUACAUGUACAGGGAUCUCGGCAUCCACUGGGCGAGCACCAUCCCGGCGUUUCUGGCCCUCGCGUGCACGCCGUGUCCGCUGUUGUUUUAUUGGUACGGCGAGCGCAUCCGCAUGAAGUGCAGGUAUGCUGCCGAGGCGGCCGCUGUCGAGAGAGAGUUGCACGCCGCGCAUGAGGGCCGGGAGGCGCCGGUGGCCGUGGCGGGUGGGCAGACUGGGAGGCCGCCGGUUAGUGAGAGCGGUGCGGUGCUGAGCGAGGACGAGCGGACUGUUGUAGGGGACGGCGAGGAGGUGAGGGAGAAGAGAAAGUAA